UGUUUAGUGGUUGGUUUGAAGAUUGAACCAGGGCUCACCACGCGGAGAAGACCCCCGGCUCCAACCCCCCAUCCCCCCCAACGCCGACCCAUCCGAUUCGCCCGACCCACGACCUCCAUAGCUCCACACCUCCCACCCGGACAUCGCGAAUUCCUCCGGCUUACUUCCUCCUCACGCCGACUACGUUGCCAGAUACUUAUAUAUUAUACAUAGAAUUUACCUCCAGUUGCUUUAGAUUCCAUACCUCACUUCCGUUGAAUACUUCAUACAGAAUAUCAUGGCUGACUCUAUGCCACCCUCUGCUUCUGCAAAGUAUAAAACCCUCCAUGCAACGGCAGUAACAUUCAUCCACUCUGCGGAUAGAGACGAAAGCCUUCCAAAACGCUUCAGCGAAGAACGAAUCAAAGCCAUCCGGUCAGCAUCCGGAUUCCAACAUUCCUGCGGACACAAAGGAUUCGUGGAGGCCACUCCCCAGCUUGCCGGCACACACGACGCAGAUGCGUUCAUAAAGCAUCUAGAGAUGAUGGUCCCCAAACUCGAUUCCUGGGAUACAACCAUUUCCGAUAUCUUCAUCGACGAGCAUCAAAACUCGGUUGUUGUGAGAGCUAGUCACGCGAUGGGCGUCAAAGGCACCGAAACUCCAAUUGAGCACGACAUUGUAUGGUUUUUGACCAUGGAGCCGGAUGGCAAGACUGUGAAGAAAUCUAUUGAGUUUUUGGAUCCUAUCGCGGGGCAGCAGAUCAGAGAGGCUAUGAGUCGUCAGGAGUAGGAUUAUGAAAUCUAAGUACGGAGGUGGCAGGCAGCUGACCGUGACGGGAAGCAAUGCGCUUCCGAGCUUUGUACAAUUUGUGUUGAUUGGGUCCGACUAUCAUUGUUGGGAAUCAUUUUCCAACCCACUAUUACACCCGAUGUCUAUUGCAGGAAUUCGCAAAGAACUCAUGAUAUUACUACUCAUGGUUAGAUCUCCAAUACAAACGUCCACGAAACGCCACCAGGCCAUUUCUUUGAUUGUUGCAUUCCGUACUUUGAUAAGCGAGGUAUAGUCUUAGCAUUGUUCUAUCAGCAAAAGAAUAGACUCUUAGUUUCUUUGUUCUCCAUUG
Messenger RNA from Aaosphaeria arxii CBS 175.79, 1100 nucleotides. RefSeq lists its product as uncharacterized. The transcript is spliced from 2 exons. NCBI's taxonomy places the organism in Eukaryota, Fungi, Ascomycota, Dothideomycetes, Pleosporales. Bases 278 to 769 code for a protein of 163 amino acids. The record is from RefSeq and is a predicted model, not a curated record.